GGCAUCUACAACUUCCCUGCUUGGCCACAUAGCUCAGGACUGGGUUGCAGAACCAUGUCUCCAGCCUCACCCACUUUCUUCUGUAUUGGGCUGUGUGUACUGCAAGUGAUCCAAACACAGAGGGACCCCCUCCCCAAGCCUUCCCUCCAGGCUCAGCCCAGUUCCCUGGUGCCCCUGGGUCAGUCAGUUAUUCUGAGGUGCCAGGGACCUCCAGAUGUGGAUUUAUAUCGCCUGGAGAAACUGAAACCAGAGAGGUAUGAAGAUCAAGACUUUCUCUUCAUCCCAACCAUGGAAAGAAGCAACGCUGGACGGUACCGCUGCUCUUAUCAGAAUGAGAGUGACUGGUCUCCCCCAAGUGACCAGCUUGAGCUAAUUGCUACAGGUGUGUAUGCUAAACCCUCACUCUCUGCUCAUCCCAGCUCAGCAGUCCCUCAAGGCAGGGAUGUGACUCUGAAGUGCCAGAGCCCAUACAGUUUGGACGAAUUUGUUCUAUACAAAGAGGGGGAUACUGGGCCUUAUAAGAGACCUGAGAAAUGGUACCGGACCAAUUUCCCCAUCAUCACGGUGACUGCUGCUCACAGUGGGACGUACCGGUGUUACAGUUUCUCCAGCUCAUCUCCAUACCUGUGGUCAGCCCCGAGUGACCCUCUAGUGCUUGUAGUUACUGGACCCUCUGCCACUCCCAGUCAGGUACCUACAGAGGAAUCAUUUCCCAUGACAGAAGCCUCCAGGAGAUCUUCCAUCUUACCCACAAACAAACUAUCUACAGCUGAAAAGCCUAUGAAUAUCACUGUCUCUCCAGAGGGGCCGAGCCCUCCAUUUGGUUUUGCUCAUCAGCACUAUGCGAAGGGGAAUCUGGUCCGGAUAUGCCUUGGUGCCAUGAUUAUAAUAAUCUUGGUGGGGCUUCUAGCAGAGGAUUGGCACAGUCGGAAGAAAUGCCUACAACACAGGAUCAGAGCUGUGCAAAGGCCGCUACCACCCCUCCCACUGGCCUAGAAAUAACAUGGGUUUCAGCAGAGGGGUUGACCAGAUGUUCAUAACCAUGGGCAUCACCACUAGAGCCACAGACAUGGACAUACUCAAGACUGGGGAGGUUAUAUAAAAAAUAAGUGUGGAGAAUAAAUAUGAGGCAGAGCCAAUAAGGUA
Molecule: messenger RNA, 1146 nt
Organism: Mus pahari (shrew mouse)
Lineage: Eukaryota; Metazoa; Chordata; Mammalia; Rodentia; Muridae
Gene: Gp6
Product: glycoprotein VI platelet
Exons: 8
Coding region: 55-996 (313 amino acids)
Source: RefSeq, a predicted model, not a curated record